Messenger RNA from Penicillium samsonianum, 315 nucleotides. RefSeq lists its product as uncharacterized. Lineage: Eukaryota; Fungi; Ascomycota; Eurotiomycetes; Eurotiales; Aspergillaceae. The record is from RefSeq and is a predicted model, not a curated record. Bases 1 to 315 code for a protein of 104 amino acids. Gene Ontology annotation, cellular component: mitochondrial inner membrane peptidase complex. The transcript is spliced from 2 exons.
AUGGCUCCUCUCGUCCCCAUAUUCUCCGCCGAAUCCCUCCCCGAUCAUGUCAAUACCGUUCGCCGCAACUUCCAAGAGAAACGCCGUAAAGGCGAACCGGUCAACCUCAAGGAGUGCCCAUUACUUGAAAUGACACAAUUCUCUUGCAAUCCACCACAAAAUGGGGUUCCCGAAGCAGGGGUUGUGGUAUGCGAGCCUGUGGUGCGGUUGUUCCGACGUUGUGCCGGUGGGUUAAUGGUUGAAACAACAUCAUGGGAGCCAAUUAGGCUGGCAGAGGAAGCGAAACAAAAGCAAGCAGCCAAUACAAAACAAUGA